Molecule: messenger RNA, 1104 nt
Organism: Aureococcus anophagefferens
Lineage: Eukaryota; Pelagophyceae; Pelagomonadales; Pelagomonadaceae
Exons: 1
Biological process (GO): NLS-bearing protein import into nucleus
Cellular component (GO): nucleus
Molecular function (GO): nuclear import signal receptor activity; protein binding
Source: RefSeq, a predicted model, not a curated record
CUCGUCGCGGGGUUGUUCUCGACAGAUUCGGGAGAGCGACUCCGCGCCACGAAUCGCCUCAAAUCUCUGACGGAUGUCGAGAAUGCACCGAUCGGCUUCGCGGUCAGAACAGAGGGAGUGGUGCCGCGCUUCGUCGAGUUCCUGAAUUGCACCGAGCGCGAUUCCGAUUCCAUUGGACUCCAGUUCGCGGCCAUAAACGUGCUCGGCGACAUCGCGGAGGCGGGGCACCCGGACGUCGUCGUUGAGGCGGGCGCUCUACCCAUAUUUUGCCGGCUGAUUUCGUCGGCCGCCGAAACGCCCGACGAUCCCGAGUGUGCCGAAUUUGAGCAUCUCAGGCUGGCCAUCUGGGCUCUCGGCACAAUCGCUGAGGACGGCCCGACGAGCCGAGAACGCGUGUUUCGCGAGGGCGUGAUGGCGACCCUUUUUGGAAUGCUCGACGCGACGGACUCGGACAUGUUGGGAACGGUGACGGCGACGCUAAAUAUCCUCUGUGAGUCCCCCUCUGUGGGGGGGUCAGCCCUGCCUGAUGACGUGUUUGACAGUAUACGGCCCGCGCUCCCGCUUCUCACUCGACUCAUCCACUCGACCGACGAGGAGCUGCUGAUCGAUGCAUGCGGUGCCCUGGCGAAUCUGACUACGGGUGAACCCGAGGUCGUCGAAGCCAGGGUCCAAGCUCUCAUGGAAGCGGAAACAGACUACUGCCGUCGCUUGGUGGAGCUCCUGGGGCACCCGUCGCCGAAUGUUCGGGCCAACGUGCUAACUACGUUGACCAGCGUCACUAGCGGAAGCGAAGCCCAAGUGCGGAUAGUCCUCGACUUGCAUAUGCUUUCCGGCCUGCUCCCGUUCCUCAGCGACUGUGAGACGGACGCGCGCGACGAAGCGUGUCGCGUCCUCGGGAACGUCGCGGCCACCGAAUCUGUCGACGUCCAAGACAUCAUUGACGCGAAUUUUAUUCCACCGCUCGUCCAGCUCCUGAGUGUGCCUGAGCUUGAACCUCAAGAGGAGGUCGUCUGGGCCCUUAGUGCCAUAGCGGAGCGUUGCUCGAUCCAGCAGAUCGAGGUCCUCGUCGACGCGGGCUGCGUCCUUCCACUCUGCGAGCUGCUC